Molecule: messenger RNA, 3029 nt
Organism: Dicentrarchus labrax (European seabass)
Lineage: Eukaryota; Metazoa; Chordata; Actinopteri; Moronidae
Gene: gfm2
Product: GTP dependent ribosome recycling factor mitochondrial 2
Exons: 20
Coding region: 284-2581 (765 amino acids)
Biological process (GO): ribosome disassembly; mitochondrial translation
Cellular component (GO): mitochondrion
Molecular function (GO): GTPase activity; GTP binding; translation elongation factor activity
Source: RefSeq, a predicted model, not a curated record
UUCUUCGGGACUUAUUUUGGAGCUGUACCUUAUGAAAGCGUGACAUUUGACAGCGGUUGUGUUUGUUUUGUAGGACAUAAAUAAAUAUGUUCUAUAUCUGCUCUUCGUAGCAGUAUAUAUUGUUAAUGUUGUAGCCAUCGCAGGUGGGCGGACAGUCUGCGUUUGACUGCGGUGUUGCUCCACAAUGGUCCGUCUGAAACCUCUGACUGACUCUUGAGGGAAAAGCUUGAAAGCGAAGCAGACAUCAAAGAUUCGUGCUGGAGACUUUCGGACGUUAAGCAAGAUGAUUGGGGGUCGUUGUCAUUCACAGGGAAGGUAUUUAUUAACUGCUGGGCUCCAGUGCUGCAGAUGUAGAGUGAGCUGUCAUGUGAUAAGACAUUACAGCUUUCUCCCAGAUGAUGUCAAAUCAUUGCGGGCUGUGGUUAAUCCUGAUAUAUCCAAGAUCCGAAACAUUGGCAUCAUGGCCCACAUUGACGCAGGAAAGACAACUACCACAGAAAGGAUGCUCUAUUACUCCGGCUAUACGAGAGCACUAGGAGAUGUGGACGAUGGGGAUACAGUCACAGAUUUUAUGGCUCAAGAGAGGGAGCGUGGCAUUACCAUACAGUCGGCAGCAGUCACGUUUGAUUGGAAAAGUUAUAGAAUAAACCUUAUAGACACCCCAGGACAUGUUGACUUUACACUUGAGGUAGAGCGGGCACUUCGCGUUCUUGAUGGCGCCGUUGCUGUGUUUGAUGCUUCUGCUGGUGUUGAGGCUCAGACUCUAACUGUGUGGAGACAAGCAGAGAAGCACCAUGUUCCCUGUGUUUGUUUCCUGAAUAAGAUGGAUAAGCCUGCAGCAAACUUAAGUUUUUCCAUUGAGAGCAUCAGACAGAAGUUGAAAGCCAAUCCAGUCCUCCUGCAGAUUCCGGUCGGCAGUGGCAAAAGCUUCUCAGGUGUGGUUGACUUGUUAACCAACCAGAAGCUCAUAUGGAAGAUAAGAACUGAACUGGGAGAUGACGGGCGAGUGUUUGAAAGCAAACCUCUUGACCAGUCGGAUGAGCCAGAGCUCCUGCAGGAGGCGAGUGAGGCCAGGACGGCUUUAAUUGAGCAGGUUGCUGAUCUGGAUGAUGAGUUUGCUGAACUGCUGCUGACUGAUUUUGGUGACAAUUUUGAUGCCGUUCCCUCCGUCAAACUACAGGAGGCUGUGCGGCGGGUGACUCUGGCCCGUAAAGGCGUUCCGGUACUCUGUGGGAGCUCUUUGAAAAACAAAGGCGUUCAGCCUCUUUUAGAUGCCAUCACCGCCUACCUGCCUGCCCCCAAUGAACGGCACCAUGACCUGGUACGGUGGUACAAGGACGACCUAUGUGCUCUGGCCUUCAAGGUUCUCCAUGACAAGCAGCGUGGUCCUCUGGUAUUUCUUAGGAUUUACUCCGGUACUCUGAAACCACAGACUGCUGUCCACAACAUCAACCGGAACAGCAUUGAGAGGGUUAGCAGGCUGCUAGUGCCGUUUGCUGAUCAGCAUGUGGAAACCCCCUCGAUUACAGCGGGAAACAUCGCUCUGACUGUGGGACUGAAGCAGGCUGUCACAGGGGACACCAUCGUUUCAUCGAAAGCUUCAGCAACAGCUGCAGCCCGUCGAGCCCAAAAUGAUGGCGGGGCAAGAAAGAAACGUGGGGAAGAUGCCAACAUGGUCCUUUCAGGGGUGGAGGUCCCUGAUCCUGUCUUCUUCUGCACCAUAGAACCGCCCACCAUGUCUAAACAGGCUGAUCUUGCUAAUGCACUCAACUGCCUCCAGAGAGAAGACCCCAGUCUUAAAGUCAGGGUUGACCCUGAUUCUGGCCAGACCAUUUUGUGUGGGAUGGGAGAGCUACACAUUGAGAUCAUCCACGAUCGAAUCAGGAGAGAAUAUGGCAUCGAGACUCACCUUGGACCACUACAGGUGGCUUACAGGGAGACUAUUCUCCACGAGGCCUCUACUACAGAUACGCUGGACCGUACUGUUGGGGAGAGACGACAUGUUGCCACAGUGGACCUGGCCGUCAGACCUGUGGACAUCUUCUCUUCAGGUGGCUUGUGUGAAUUAGAUUUCACAGAGGAAGUGGAGGGGCAGCUAUCACCAGAAAUGAAAGCAGCAGUGGAGAACGGAGUACACACCUCAAAUCUUCAAGGUCCAUUACUUGGUUAUCCUUUACUGGGUGUGUCCACACUGAUCAAAAGUGUCAAAGUGGAACCAGGAACUGUUCCCGUCAUGGUGUCGGCCUGUGUGUCCCGCUGCAUGCUUAAGGCCCUGAGGCUAGCAGGAGUUCAGGUCCUGGAGCCAUUGAUGUCCCUGGAAGUGACUGUCGGGGAGAAUCACCUUAGCUCUGUGCUGGGGGACUUGGCCCAAAGACGAGGAACCGUCCAAGAUAUCCAGAGUCGACACGACAACAAGGUGCUGCUUGCAACCGUGCCGUUGGCUGAGAUGAUGGGCUAUUCCACCGUCCUGCGAACUCUGACAUCUGGCACUGCCACCUUCUCCCUGGCGCUGGACACCUAUGAGGCCAUGAACCCCCAGGACCAGAGCAUCCUACUUAAAAGAAUGUCUGGUCUGCUUUGAUCCUGUUCUCAACAACACUGUGCAACUGUUCAGCAAUGGGACCAAUGGCCCUCUGGGAUAGAGGCAUGGCUAAUACGCAAAAAGACUUUUAGGACUUGAGUAAAAUGCUAUUUAUAGUAGGAAUACCCACUGCAGAAAAGAGGACAAUAUUUGAUGCAAAAUAAAUCUGCAGCAAAGUAUUUCAUACCCUUGUUUUUUUUUUUUAUAAAUAGAAACACCAAAUUAGAAGAUAAAAUGUAAAGAUUUUAUUCAGAAGUUAUACAAACAUUGAUAAAAAACAAAAAGUGCAUUCAUAAAUCCAAGAUGUUUAUGACAUAGGAUGUGAUUAAGAGUUUUGUAGGUCUGGAGAUUUAGAAAGGAUGAUGUGUCUCAGCAUCAGUACAGUGACAUCUCUUCAAUGGCAGUUCAGCAUUUGAUUUCUCGGUUUGAAAUAAAAGCAUGGAAUUGA